Aureobasidium melanogenum CBS 110374 is the source of this 666-nucleotide messenger RNA. RefSeq lists its product as uncharacterized. Bases 1 to 666 code for a protein of 221 amino acids. The record is from RefSeq and is a predicted model, not a curated record. The transcript has 2 exons. Lineage: Eukaryota; Fungi; Ascomycota; Dothideomycetes; Dothideales; Saccotheciaceae.
AUGCACAAUUUCACGAUACAGGCGACUCUUGUUUUCUUCACUCUAGGCACCAUCAGCACAGUCGCUUCGCCAGCUGAUAUGCUCACUGCUCUCAUGCUGCCAUCACUGUUGUCCAAACCCGAUGUAUCAAUCCAAACCCUUUGUUCAGGCGCCGAGGGAAAUACAACAGCGGAUGACUCCACCACUGCAGCAAAAAUAAUAAGCUCAGGAAACAAGGAAGAUAAUCAAGCUGCACUAAACACACAACCCUCAUAUUGCCCCGACUCCUACGAAACCAUGCCUAUGUGUGUUGACUGCGGCGGGUUUACCCUUUUCUAUUACAAGGAACUUGAUUACUAUGAUACGCGAUGCAAGGGUGUUGGAGACAACGAGGACUUGAAAGAUUGUUCGUGUCUCGAGAGAAGAUACCAAGAGGAUGAUGAUAUUGUUUGCAACAUGUUCGCCGCUGAUCCUGAUAUUGAUCCUGAUCCUGAGGCGACAAGGAGAAAGACGGUAGAAGCGAUGAUACAGGUCCCAGAUAGUAUCAUUGAUCCAAUCACUGGCACCGAAUUGAAUCAGCCGCAUAUCGUUUUGGACGAUGAUUUCUGGGCCGCUACUGUUCAGGAGAUUAUGGAUCAGGAAGAUAAGGAACAAGAGGAUGAGUGCUUGCCAAAAGAAAGUGUAUAG